Rangifer tarandus platyrhynchus (Svalbard reindeer) is the source of this 657-nucleotide messenger RNA. The record is from the annotation of a GenBank genome assembly. Lineage: Eukaryota; Metazoa; Chordata; Mammalia; Artiodactyla; Cervidae.
AUGGGGUCGGCGGCGCUGGAGAUUCUCGGCUUGGUGCUGUGCUUGGUGGGCUGGGUGGGCCUGAUUCUGGCGUGCGGGCUCCCCAUGUGGCAGGUGACGGCCUUCCUGGACCACAACAUCGUGACGGCGCAGACCACCUGGAAGGGGCUGUGGAUGUCGUGCGUGGUGCAGAGCACAGGGCACAUGCAGUGCAAGGUGUACGACUCCGUGCUGGCGCUGAGCCCCGAGGUGCAGGCGGCGCGGGCCCUCACCGUGGGCGCCGUGCUGCUGGCGCUCGUCGCGCUGUUCGUGACACUGGCGGGCGCCCAGUGCACCACCUGCGUGGCCCCCGGCCCGGCCAAGGCGCGCGUGGCCCUCACGGGCGGCGCGCUCUACGCGCUCUGCGGGCUGCUGGCGCUGGUGCCGCUCUGCUGGUUCGCCAACAUCGUGGUCCGCGAGUUCUACGACCCGACCGUGCCCAUGUCUCAGAAGUACGAGCUGGGCGCCGCGCUCUACAUCGGCUGGGCCGCCUCGGCGCUGCUCAUGUGCGGCGGCGGCCUCGUGUGCUGCGGCGCCUGGGUCUGCACCGGCCGCCCGGAUUUCAGCUUCCCGGUGAAGUACUCGGCGUCGCGGCGGCCGACGGCCACCGGCGACUACGACAAGAAGAACUACGUCUGA